ACAAUAUUUUUCAUUACCCAACGAGUAUAGAAAGGAAAAGUUUUAUAAAUUCGAAAAUAUCGUAAAGCCUACUAAAGACCAUAUAGUCGUUUAAAGGCUUUGCAAAAUGCCCGGAAAAUAUCUAGCCAUUAUAGCCUUAUUGGCCACCUUUUUGGAUUAUACCCUAGCAACCAACUGUACUAACGCCAAUAUUGGCCAACGUCUGCCAGUGCCUAAUAGUUGUUCCAAAUUUCAAAUAUGCUUGCUGAAUCUCUUGACCGUACGAGAAUGUCCCAAAGGUCUCCACUUUAAUCGUGAUUUGGAAGUAUGUGAUCUGCCAGCCAGAGCUGGUUGUGUUGCUCUGGAGGAUUUGCAGACACUUAUAAACGAUGGCUGUGAAGCUUGCGAUUGUAAUGUUUGCUGUACAACAACAGGGACAACGCCAACAUGGACAACACCAAUAACAGGGACAACGCCAACAUGGACAACAGGAACAACCACCCCAUAUUCCACUUGGUCUUCAACACCAUCGGAUGGUACAACAAAGGCAACAACUACGGGAACAACCACCCCAUAUUCCACUUGGUCUCCAACACCAUCGGAUGGUACAACAAAGGCAACAACUACGGGAACAACCACACCAUAUUCAACUUGGUCUUCAACACCAUCGGAUGGUACAACAAAAGCAACAACUACGGGAACAACCACACCAUAUUCAACUUGGUCUUCAACACCAUCGGAUGGUACAACAAAAGCAACAACUACGGGAACAACCACACCAUAUUCCACUUGGUCUUCAACACCAUCGGAUGGUACAACAAAAGCAACAACUACGGGAACAACCACACCAUAUUCCACUUGGUCUUCAACACCAUCGGAUGGUACAACAAAAGCAACAACUACGGGAACAACCACACCAUAUUCCACUUGGUCUUCAACACCAUCGGACGGUACAACAAAAGCAACAACUACGGGAACAACCACACCAUACUCCACAACUGCAUUCCCAACAACAAGCUCAAGACCUACUGGCCAACCUGAUAAUGCGGAAACAACGACAUGCACUUCUGUAACAAUGGAUAGUACAACCAAAUCCAGCUCCCAGACAACAACCAAUACAAGCAGCUCUCAGACAAAAACUCCAACAACAGGAACAACCACCCCAUAUACCAGCACCGCCGGUUCUUCUGUGCCGCCACCAUCCACCGAAGGGGAUUGCGAUGCACCCUGUUGUGGCCAGAUGAAUGGCAAACCCAUACUUGGAGAGACUUGUCAACAAUUUAUCAUAUGCAAUGGAGGACGUGCCUCCGUCUUUGGUUGUCCCAACAAUUUGCACUUCAAUGCCGCCACAGGCUCGUGCGAUUUUCCCGAAAAUGCAAAGUGUUCUAAACCCUAUACACCACCAACGGGACCACAUGCUGGACCCUCUGGUACACAUUGUGCCAAUAAUGGACGUUGCAUAGGUCAGCCAGAUGGCACUCAGUUCCCUAAUGCCCAGAACCCAUGUAGCAAUACAUAUGUGGUAUGCCAAUGCGAGUGUGAAGUUGAACGUUCAUGUGGUGCAUCCUUGAUGUUCAAUAGCCAGGUAGGCGUUUGCGAUUGGCCCAGUAACUUUCAAUGCUAAGAAAUCAUUGUGAUAUAAAGACUAAAAUUUCGAAAAUAUAUUUUUUUUUUUUUUGAAGCGGCCAGGAAUUCGGUUUUUCU
Molecule: messenger RNA, 1683 nt
Organism: Stomoxys calcitrans (stable fly)
Lineage: Eukaryota; Metazoa; Arthropoda; Insecta; Diptera; Muscidae
Product: nuclear pore complex protein DDB_G0274915
Exons: 1
Coding region: 107-1603 (498 amino acids)
Cellular component (GO): extracellular region
Molecular function (GO): chitin binding
Source: RefSeq, a predicted model, not a curated record